CCCCCUUUUGGGGGGUACAAGUAACUUGGCUCUGUUUUAGAUGCUGGGGGCGGUGCAUAGCCCAUUCCUCAGACUCCCGCCCAGUUUCCGAGACCUCCACCACAGCCUCUGAGGCCACCCACAGAGCCCGUCAGGAUGGCCGAGGAAAAGAGUGAAAAACUAGUGCUGGAGGAAACCGCGUAUGAAGAAAUCGAAAGAGAUUUUCAGGAGGUUCUCAAUGAACUUUCAGGAGACAAAAGUUUGGAGAGAUUUAGGAUUGAAUAUGAGAAGCUUCACGCGGUCAUGAAAAAGUCUUAUGACAAUGAAAAGCGUCUGAUGGCCAAGUGCAGAGAGCUGAAUGCAGAGAUUGUGGUUAAUUCGGCGAAGGUCGCCACCGCCCUGAAGCUCUCUCAGGAUGACCAGACCACCAUCGCAUCCCUGAAGAAGGAAAUUGAAAAAGCCUGGAAGAUGGUGGAUUCAGCCUAUGACAAAGAGCAGAAGGCGAAGGAGACAAUUCUUGCCCUGAAAGAGGAAAUAGUGAACCUAACCAAACUGGUUGAGCAAGGGUCUGGACUGUCCAUGGACCAGGAUAGCAAUAUCCGAGAUUUGCUGAAGUUCAAGGAAGAAGUGACCAAGGAGCGAGACCAGCUCUUGUCAGAAGUGGUGAAAUUACGAGAGUCCUUAGCUCAGAUCACUGAACAGCAGCAAGAUACAGAGCGGUCCAGGGAAGAGGCAGAACAGGCCAUCAGCCAGUUCCAGCAAGAAAUCCAGCAACGUCAGAACGAAGCUUCGAGGGAGACUCGGAAGAAGGAAAAACUAGAGAAAGAGCUCAAGCAGAUUCAGACAGACAUGGACACCAGGCAGACAGAAAUCAAGGCGUUGCAGCAGUACAUGCAAAAGAGCAAGGAAGAGCUUCAGAAGCUGGAGCAGCAGCUAAAGGAACAGAAGAUCCUGAAUGAGAGAGCUGCAAAGGAGCUGGAGCAGUUUCAGAUGAGAAAUGCUAAACUUCAGCAAGAGAAUGAACAGCACAGUUUGGUUUGUGAGCAGCUCUCCCAGGAAAAUCAGCAGAAGGCGUUGGAGCUCAAAGCCAAAGAGGAAGAAGUCCAUCAGAUGCGCCUUGACAUUGGGAAGCUCAACAAAAUCCGAGAACAAAUCCAUAAGAAAUUGCAUCAGAUUGAAGAUCAAAAGGGAGAAGUGGAACAGCACAAGGAAACUCUAAAAAAUCAGAUCUUGGGAUUAGAGAGAGAGGUGGAGGCUUCAAAGAAACAAGCAGAACUUGAUAAGAAAGCAAUGGAUGAGCUUCUGAGAGAAAGGGACGUAUUGAAUAAGAACAUGCUUAAGGCGGUCAACGCGACCCAGAAACAGAUAGACCUGGUAAAACUCCAUGAACAAGCCAAGAGGAACUUGGAAGAAGAAAUCCAGAACUAUAGAGAGGAGGCUCAGAAGCAAAGAAAGAUCAUCUUUCAACUGGAAAAGGAGCGAGAUCGGUACAUCAAUGAAGCCAGUGACCUUACUCAAAAGGUCCUCAUGAACAUGGAAGACAUAAAAGUCCGUGAAAUGCAGAUUUUUGACUACAGGAAAAAAAUUGCUGAAUCAGAGACUAAAUUAAAACAGCAACAGAACCUGUAUGAAGCUGUGAGGUCCGACAGGAAUCUUUACAGCAAAAAUCUGGUUGAGGCUCAGGAUGAAAUAACGGAAAUGAAGAGAAAAUUGAAGAUUAUGACCCAUCAGGUAGAUCAGCUGAAAGAAGAAAUCUCAGCCAAGGAGUCAGCACUUGUGAAGCUGCAUCUGGAACAGCAGCGAAUAGAAAAGGAGAAGGAAACGCUGAAGGCCGAGCUGCAGAAGCUGAGACAACAAGCCCUGGAGACCAAACAUUUCAUUGAAAAGCAGGAAGCAGAAGAGAGAAAACUCCUGCGAAUCAUUGCCGAGGCUGAUGGGGAGAGGCUGAGGCAGAAGAAGGAGUUAGACCAGGUCAUCAGUGAGAGAGAUAUCCUCGGAUCCCAGCUAGUUCGGCGCAAUGAUGAGUUGGCUUUGCUCUACGAGAAGAUCAAGAUCCAACAGUCUGUGCUCAAUAAAGGCGAGAGCCAGUACAACCAGAGGCUGGAGGACAUGAGAAUCCUCAAGCUUGAGAUCAAGAAGCUUCGCAGGGAAAAGGGGAUUCUUGCCAGGAGUGUGGCUAAUGUCGAUGAACUCAGGCAGGAGCUUUUUCACACACAAAGAGAAUUCCUGAAGGAGAGGACAAGAUGCCGAGCGCUGGAGGAGGAGCUGGAGAACCCCAUGAACAUACACAGAUGGAGGAAGCUUGAGGCCAGUGACCCCAGUACCUUUGAGCUGAUCCAGAAAAUUCAUACCCUGCAGAAGCGUCUCAUCAGCAAGACAGAAGAGGUGGUUGAAAAAGAGCUGCUUCUCCAGGAAAAGGAGAAACUGUAUGUGGAACUAAAGCACAUCCUGGCACGUCAGCCUGGGCCCGAGGCUGCAGAGCAGCUGCAGAUCUACCGCCACACACUGCGGGAGAAGACCAAGCAGCUAAAAGUUUUGUCCUCAGAAUUGAAUAUGUAUGAAUCACAGAGCCAAGAAUAUAAGUACGAGAUUGAGAAACUUACCAAUGAACUGCUGAAUUUAAAGAAGAAAUACCUUGCUCAGAAACGUAAAGAAUACAUUCAGAAGAACAAGGACAGAAUAGGCAUGGAUGAUGCCUUCUCCAUGGCCAAACCCACUGGCCCUCGUUUCACUGGGGGCGGAUUUCCCCUCAGCAAAUCAUCCAAGAUGAAGUCCUAACUGGAGGCUGCUAUCUGGGUCCAGCCGAAGAGCUCACGUAAUUCACUCUGGAACAUUUUGGAGGAAUCACUUUGAAAUCCCUUGGAUCUGACACUUAGGGAAAUCAGUGCUCAGAUGCCAGGAUGGAAAGAAAUGCAGAACUACCGUAGCCACGUACGUAAAAGAGUGAUGAUCUUCUCUUAGUCCACGUGGAUAAUAACAGAAUGUAAUUAUAUCCAUUCAAUGAAGCUGACCCAUUGCACGAAGCAGAUAUUUCAUCAGUACCACGCUGACUGAUUUGAAAUGCACUUAGACAGUCUGUAUGAAUGACACUUUGGAUCCUCAUUUCUCCAUUAUUGACAUUGGUGCAUAGAUUUUUAUAUUUUUUUAAAAGAAAUUUUUGAAAUGCAGUGCAUUCUUAUUAAGAAGAAUCUAAUUACUCCUCAUUAACAAGCCAUUGAUGCGAUGGAAAAAAAGGACAAACGCUCAAGUAUUUAAAAAGUGUUUUGAGGGAGUGAUUUCUACAUGGAAUUUCUUUUCAGGCCUGGGGUAUGAAAAUCUAUUCCAAAGAGACACACUAAUAAAUACUUGAUCAUAAAAAAUAAAAA
Molecule: messenger RNA, 3344 nt
Organism: Phacochoerus africanus (Common warthog)
Lineage: Eukaryota; Metazoa; Chordata; Mammalia; Artiodactyla; Suidae
Gene: CFAP58
Product: cilia and flagella associated protein 58
Exons: 18
Coding region: 136-2757 (873 amino acids)
Cellular component (GO): cytoskeleton
Source: RefSeq, a predicted model, not a curated record